Carcharodon carcharias (great white shark) is the source of this 8061-nucleotide messenger RNA. It is a transcript of the gene rapgef6, whose product is annotated as Rap guanine nucleotide exchange factor (GEF) 6. The record is from RefSeq and is a predicted model, not a curated record. The transcript has 29 exons. Gene Ontology annotation, biological process: small GTPase-mediated signal transduction; positive regulation of ERK1 and ERK2 cascade. Lineage: Eukaryota; Metazoa; Chordata; Chondrichthyes; Lamniformes; Lamnidae. The coding region runs from base 180 to 5138 and encodes 1652 amino acids. Gene Ontology annotation, molecular function: protein binding; guanyl-nucleotide exchange factor activity.
GCCGGAUCGAGUUUGCAGCUUUCCCCUCAAGUGUUUGAACUGUGAGUGACUCGCAAGAGACGCGGAGGAUAUUUAUUAACAAUUCAUCUUGAAGCCGCUUUCUGUGGAUUUCUGGAUUUUUAUUGGGAGAUUUGCUGCUUCUGCUGAGAGGGAGAAAGCCUACGACUCCUGAGGAAAUAAUGACUUCCUACGUGGACCUGCUUUUCAAACAGGUUUUGAUGAAAAAGCCUUCAGAGAGAAGCCAGCAGGAUUUAGAAAUAAUAUACUCUCACCUCCAUGGCAUGGAUGUACUAUCUAAUUUGAGGGAGCACCAACUCAGAUUGAUGUGCACAACAGUACGUUAUGAAAAGCAUGAUGCCAAUGAAGUCUUGUUUUAUCCUGAUAGUAUUGCAACUUGCUGGUAUAUCCUACUCUCAGGAUCUGUAUUUACCAAAGAGUCGAUGUUUCUGCCGCAAUGCAGUUUUGGCAAACAGACUGCAGGAAGCCUGAGACGAGGCUGUGAAUGUAUCGUUUUGGAAACUUCAGAAAUGAUUGUGGUUGAAAAUGUCAGCGAGAAUGAGGAGAAAAAUCUACAGAGGGAAGUUACCAACCGGCAGUCUCGUCGGCGCUUCAGGAAGAUCAAUCUGAAAGGAGAGCGGCAAACGAUCACAGACAAUGUGGAUUCCUACUAUACUGACCGACCUCAGCAGACCAGCACUUAUCACAUGCUUCCUGCAGAUCUUUCCAAGAUGCACCUCACAGACAAUCCACAUCCACAGGUGACACAUGUCCCUUCCAGCCAGUCCGGGUGCAGUAUUGCCAGUGACUCUGGGAGCAGCAGCCUGUCGGAUAUCUAUCAGGCUACAGAGAGUGAAAUGGGGGAUGUGGAUCUUACUGGUCUUCCGGAGACAGCUGUAGACUCUGAAGAAGAGGAAGAAGAUGAAGAAGACAUUGACCGAGCAUCUGAUCCACUGAUGGGCAGGGAUGUUGUUAGGGAGUGUUUGGAGAAGGACCCAGCAGACCGAACUGAUGAUGACAUUGAACAACUGCUGGAGUUCAUGCAUCAGCUCCCUGCUUUUGCCAACAUGACUAUGUUUGUCAGGCGCGAACUAUGCUCGGUCAUGAUCUUCGAGGUAGUGGAACAUGCAGGAGCAAUAAUAACUGAUGAUGGAAAAGAGCUGGAGUCCUGGUAUGUUAUUCUAAACGGUUCAGUGGAAAUCAUCGACUCCCAUGGAAGAUCUGAAAUACUUUGCAUGGGAAACAGUUUUGGUAUUUCCCCCUCCUUAGAGAAACAAUACAUGAAAGGAAUUGUUAGGACCAAAGCAGAUGAUUGUCAGUUUGUAAGUAUAGCUCAGCAGGAUUACUGCCGGAUUCUGAAUCAAGUGGAGAAGAACACUCACAAGGUUGAGGAGGAAGGGGAGAUAGUAAUGGUGAAAGAGCAUAGAGAACUGGAUCGUAGUGGAACAAGGAAAGGACACAUAGUUAUAAAGGGAACACCAGACAGACUCAUUAGGCAUCUCGUUGAAGAGCAUUCCAUUGUGGAUCCCACGUACAUAGAGGAUUUCUUGUUAACAUGCAGAACGUUUCUGUCAGGCCCUAUGGAAGUUGGAGAAAAAUUGCUGGAGUGGUUUAACGUUGAUAGCCUUAGGGACAAGGUAACGAGAGUUGUGCUCUUGUGGGUGAACAAUCACUUCAAUGAUUUUGAAGGAGAUCCUGCCAUGACCAAUUUUCUUGAGGAAUUUGAAAAUAAGUUAGAAACUGCAAAAAUGAAAGGACAUCUCAGGUUGUUGAAUAUCGCUUGUGCUGCAAAAGCCAAAUGGAGGCAGAUAACUUUGCUAAAACCUUCUCGAGAGUCCCCAUUAUACUUUAGCCUGCUUGGUGGCAGCGAGAGAGGAUUUGGUAUCUUUGUGGAAAGUGUGGAGGCAGGCAGCAAAGCUGCUGAAGCUGGACUUAAGCGAGGUGACCAGAUUAUGGAAGUAAAUGGACAGAACUUUGAGAAUAUCCAAUACACAAAAGCACAAGAAAUUCUGAGGCAUAACACACAUCUAUCUAUCACAGUGAAAACCAACAUAUUUGUUUUUAAGGAAUUACUAAAUAGGCUAAUGCAGGAGAAAAAAAAUGGAGUUCCUCAUAUUCCUAAAAUUGCAGAAAAAAAAGGAAAUCGUUAUUCACAUCCAGACUUGCACAGAGAUGUGGAACAAAUGUUUCCUUCUGAGAAGGGCAACAAGAAGAUAAAAGCCAACACAGUAUCAGGUGGCCGAAACAAAAUCCGGAAAAUACUUGACAAGACACGUUUCAGCAUCUUGCCACCAAAGCCAUUCAGUGAUGCUGGAGUGAGUCAGUCGCAGGAUGACAGCAUUGUUGGAACAAGGCAGUUCAGGCACAGUGUUGCUAUAAUGCCCUUCCCUGGAACACUUUCCUCUAGUAGCCCUGACUUGUUGCAACCUGCUACUAGCAUGCUUGAUUUCACAAAUCCUACAGACGUGCCAGAUCAAGUCAUCCGAGUCUUUAAGGCAGAUCAGCAAAGUUGUUAUAUCAUCAUAAGCAAAGAUACCACUGCAAAAGAAGUUGUUGCCCAUUCUGUCCAUGAAUUUGGUCUGACUGCCCCACCCGAGACCUACUCACUCUGUGAGGUUUCUAUAAGCCCUGAAGGUGUCAUCAAGCAAAGGAGACUUCCUGACCAGUUAUCUAAGCUAGCUGACCGGAUCCAGCUGAAUGGCAGGUACUAUCUGAAGAAUAAUAUGGAAACAGAGACUCUUUGCUCAGAUGAAGAUGCCCAGGAAUUAUUGAGGGAAAGUCAAAUAUCUCUGCUACAACUUAGCACUAUUGAGGUAGCCACUCAGCUUUCAAUGCGAGACUUUGAAUUGUUCCGUAAUAUUGAACCCACUGAAUAUAUAGAUGACCUGUUCAAGAGAGAGUCAAAAACUGGAAAUGUACAUCUCAAGCAGUUUGAGGAUGUUAUCAAUCAGGAGACAUUCUGGGUUGCCACUGAGAUUUUGAAGGAAACUGUUCAGUGGAAACGGAUGAAGAUAAUUAAACAUUUCAUCAAAAUUGCCCUGCACUGCCGAGAAUGCAAGAACUUCAAUUCCAUGUUUGCAAUCAUCAGUGGGCUAAACCUUGCACCAGUUGCACGCCUGAGAGGCACUUGGGAAAAACUGCCAAGCAAAUACGAAAAGCUGCUUCGGGACCUUCAAGAUCUCUUUGAUCCUUCAAGAAACAUGGCAAAAUAUAGAAAUGUUCUCAGCAGCCAGAGUCUGCAGCCACCCAUCAUUCCACUGUUCCCUGUGGUCAAAAAAGAUCUCACUUUCCUGCACGAAGGAAAUGAUUCCAAAGUGGAAGGUUUGGCAAACUUUGAGAAACUGCGGAUGAUUGCAAAGGAGAUUCGACAUGUUGUCCGUAUGACCUCAGUUAACAUGGAUCCUGCUGUAAUGUUCAGAAAUAGGAAGAAGAGAUGGAGGAGUUUGGGGUCAUUAAGUCAAGGCAGCACAAACUCCAAUGUGCUAGACUCAGUGCAAGGUGGGGGACACAAGAAGCGAGUGCGCCGCAGCUCCCUGCUCAAUGCCAAGAAGCUUUAUGAAGAUGCACAGAUGGCUCGAAAGGUGAAGCAGUAUCUCUCAAACUUAAAUGUUGAGACUGACGAAGAGAACAUCCAAAUAAUGUCACUGCAGUGUGAGCCUGCCUAUAGCACAUUAAGCAAGACUUUUGGAGAGAGGCGAUCAUAUAAAAGCUCAGAUAUGUCUCCAGGAACUAUGAGGUCAUGCGGUCAACCAGGAAAACACCAGCCACAGCAAAGAAUGAACCAAGCCCUCCAAGUGCCAUCUUUGCACUCUUCACGCAAGAAAGUGCCAGCUGCGCCAUUUGGUACUAAUUCUCCACAGUCCUUGAAGAAGGCUCUAGUCGUGUCUAAUGAAAUGCAAGCAGAUAGAAGCAAGAAAAAUGCUGAAGAUGCAGUGUCAACCACAUCUUCUCAACUUUCUUCGCCUCCUGUAUCUCCUCAGAGCUCUCCCCGCAAAGCUUUGGUCCUGGCUCCGAUUACAAGAAUCGACAAUUUCUCUGACUCAAGUCACAGUGAGAUCUCGUCGCGCUCCAGCAUUGUCAGCAAUUGCUCUGGUGACUCCAUGUAUACUGCUAUGCCGGAUGAGAGAUGUUUGCCACAAUCCCACAGCGUCCCAGAUACAGUGGAAGCAGCUGGAGGGAGACAUCUGCAACCAGUAGCCAGAUCCAUACAACCUUAUACAAGUUCUUCUGUAAUUUUAAGUACUGAAAAGCGAGGGUGCCUGGUUAUGGAUACAGCAGUUACAUCUUCAAGUAAUGAAGAGUUGGCCCAUGAACACAAUGAUCACAUCUCAAUUGAUGCAGCGGACAGUGGCCGUGGAAGCUGGACUUCCUGCUCCAGCAGCUCCCAUGACAACUUCCAGACAAUCCAAAAUCAAAAAAGUUGGGACCUACUAAAUACAUCUAAAUAUACUCAUACUUUAGAUGGACCAAUUGCAGAAAUUGAACUGACACACUCUUGGACCACAGGCUGUCAUUUAAGCUCUGGAGACCUGACUAAAAGUACUUGUCCGAUUCAGUCUAAAGACACCAUUGAAUGUGUUCAUUCCAGGGAAAGCUGGACGCCUUCAACAAAUUCUCAUUUGGACAAGUUUGAAAUGGAUUGUGGGACUGCAAAACGAAUAGGCUUGCAUGAGACUACAGUUGAAGCAUCUGGACGCAAUGCAAGUGUUUCAAACUCUAAGCCGAACAUUGACCCCUUUUACAAAGCUGUUACUUCAAGCACAGAAAAGGGUCUGAUUGUGUAUUGUGUUACUGCAGCGCAAAGGGAUGGUAGAUAUAGAGAGCCACCACCCACUCCUCCGGGAUACGUGGGAAUUCCAAUAGCAGAUGUUAAGGAAGGAGGACACCACCAUCCACGCUUAAAACCUCCAGACUAUAACGUGGCAUUGCAAAGGUCACGGAUGGUAACACAGACGUGUGACCCAACUAGACUGUCGCCGGUUCCCAUUGCUAACCAACCUACAUCAAGCAACCAGCCUAAAGCUCUGGGCCUACCUCAGUGGCACAAAAUCUCUGAGUCCAACCCUAGACUAGUACAGCUUAACCAUCAGGAUCUUCAAGAUAACGAAGAUGAUGAAGAAGAACAAGUUUCUGCAGUUUGACCCUUGGAACAUUUCAGGUUACCACUGUGACUUUGGAACACAGAACUGCUAAGGACCACAUGUUUUCUUUUUCAGAAUGCAGGCAGCUGCUUUUUUCAUUCUUUCUGCCUUAAAGUACAUCUUCAGUGUGUCAUGUGCUGCAUGUGGCAAGACCAGGAGAACCUGUCCAUGUUGUCUUUGAGUGAACAGUUAUUAAAUCAAAUACACUUCAGUUUUCCAGGCUUGUAAAGCAGCACUCAACCCAGCUAUCUGAAGUGCAGUACUUGGUAAAUUUAUUCUUGCCAAAUUCUUUUUUUUUAAUUUUGGAAGUAUUAGAUGUUAGGCUCUAUGGUAAUUUUAAUUAAUUAUUUGCAUUGUAAUUUAAUCUCUUGUGAAUAAUUGGAAUAUGAGCAUAGUGUACAAAUAACUGGACUGGUUUGGGUUAGCAGUCCUUAAAUCAGGUAAUGCUACACAGGUAGUGGUGUAAUAAGAGCUGUAAAUUAUAUAUUGUGUUAUAAAUUAUGAAUUACUCCACAAAUGCGAUAUAACAUAUUCCAUUUCUCCUCAAUAUGUUUAUACUACAGUUAGUAAUUCCCAUUAAAUUAGCAUUAGUUCAAUUUCAAUCAAAGUCAUGUUGACACAUCUAAAAAUGACUGAUUUUAGUGACAUAAUUGGCUGGAUUUUAAGGGGUACCCGUGAGCGGGAAGGCAGGUGGAUGGACCCGUAAAAUAGGCUGCCGUGCCAUUGGCGGUUGCCUGCUGCCAGUCAGCUGCCCUGCCCAAUUUUAUGAAUAGCGGGAGAAGCAUCGGGCGAGCUGCCUGACUGUGGCUGCAUUGAAGCCCUUAAAUUGGCAAUUAAUGCACAGUUAAGGACCUCAACCAGCCACCGCUUAGAUUUAAUGGACAGCAAGAGAGGCCUGCAUGACAGGUUUGUCCCUGUGGGCUGCUGGCUAAUGAAAGAGGUGGGUUUUCUCCUUUCCGGAUCCCUAAUGGCAGUUGGAGUCUCCCUUCCAGUUUUUCUGUUUCGCAUCCAUCAUUACCCUGUGCCCUCCCCUGUCCAACAUGUUCCCCAUCCCCUCAUCUCCCUAGCUGGGGCCUGCCAACCUGAGAUCCUGAAUUUGCCUGGAGGUCCGGGUCUAUCACUUCCUUGACUAAGUUGCAGGACCUGCAGUGGCCACUGCACCUGGUGGCAUCGCUAGUAAUGCAGAGCUGCUGGCCUCCAAUUGGCCCGUCAGCGAAAAAAUAAAGCCGGGCAAGCUGUUCAACCGGAGGUGGGCUCACCCCCGACAUUUACAUUGAUAUUCAGGGAGCCCACCCUCAGCGUAUUGUCCAGCUCCAUAUGUUAAUUAUUCUUAUUGCUCACUGUGCCUUGUGCAGUCAUGGAGCAGAAUAUAUCAUAAGGUGGUAUAAAUUCAUGAAAAUGCUUCUCAAACACUGUGCACACACAUAUGACGGGUGUCUGUCUGGAUUAGGCAGCUGUUUUCCAUUAAGCCAAGGACGGGUGAAGAUGGCUUAUUUAUAUCUACAGAAGUGGCUUUUGAGGAAUUGAAUCAAAUCAAUGGUUCAUCAGUUCACUGUCAGAGCAACACUUCAGAUAUGCUGAUCAUUCAAAGUGCUUGUGUUGUGCGAUUGCUUAAAAAUCUAUUUAAAUAUACCAGUAUUUGCUUGGGCUCUUGAACUGUGCGGGAAUUUUUUUCUCAGUUGCUGAGUGUACAAUUUAACUCUGUUAAUUUUUAAUCACUGCAAAUUCAUUUUUGCAUUAGGUAACUAGUCCCAUCUUUUCUAUUGAAUGGUGGAUACAGAACCAUUCGCCCCCAGAAUUACUACUUUAAGGCACUCAAAAAUCUAGUAGAUUCUACUUAUUUGGUGGUCUAGUUAUUUGAAUGUGCAUAUUAUCAUAAAAAUGACUGGAAAAACUUUAUUUUUGUGAAGAGAAACCUCAGAAGUCUUUAUUUCUUGCAUUGGCUAGCAGUUGUUUAAUGACAUACUUGACUUUUUAAAAAUGAUUUCACUGUGGCAUUGUCUUCACCUUAUUUAGUGAGAAAAGUUUACAAGGUGAGCAAGUUCAAGUUAUUAUAUUUAAUUAUUUUUGCCAGAAUUAAUUUGUUUCCCGGAUUGUGAUUGGCCAUCAGUUUUGGUUAGGAAUCUUGGGAAUGGUUCCCUGUGCCUUUAGUUAAUAGUAGGGGCAACAAGGCUUUUGAAACCAAGUAGUAAAUUAAACAAGUACAGUAUUAUGAUCACCAGAAACUUCCUUAUUAAAGGACUAAAGGGGUUCCUGCCUCUGAAGUGUAAAUAAAUGGAGAUACAAAAAAGAUAAACUAUAUCCGGAUUAGUUUUCUUUAUAUUCAGAUUACAGUGUGGCUUGCAUCUGCUUGUCCUAAUCUGUGACUGUUUGAAAAUUUAGCUGAUCAUAUUGAUCAGUUUGUUCAACAAGAUUGUGUAGUAUUCAUAGUAGCAAAUCUUUUCAGUGCUUUAUUUAAAUCUAAUUUAAAACUCAUCAAGCUUAGGUGAUUGUUUGCAUUUUUUCACAAAGUCAUUUGUUAAUGGUAAUUUGGGCUUUAUUUUUAUAUAUAUAUAUAUAAAUAUAAAAAAAAACUGGAGUGCACUUCAUGGACUAUGUAUUAUCAAAUUGGGCGUUAGGCAUAUUGAAUAAGCUGCACAAUCAUUGUAAGCAUACCGGUAUUAGAGAAAUAUUCUGCACAUGUCGAUUCACAAAAAAAAGUCAUUGCAAAGUAUAACGUAAUCAACUAAUGUUUUUCUCAUACUUUUGAUACUACUUGUGACUUAUGUCUUUUAGAAAGACAGUGGUGUCUGUAUGCUUUUUUCGUACUUUUAUCAGUGUACAUAUUUGUUAUAUUUUUGUUGAACAAAUGUUAUAAAAUGUAUUGCUUAUUCCUUCAGAUUCCAUUGAAAUUAAGUUGUAAACCAAUAAAUAAGUGAUGUAU